AUGAGCUCCUCGGAAGACGAUACCCCACUUGUCCAGGCAAAUGGUCGCCGUAUCAGUUCCCAUACGGACUCGAAAAUGCGCGACGCGACGGAAACAAAUGGCCAUGUUGACCCAGGCGUAUCCAUCCGCUUUGGUCCCGUUCAGGCCGAAAAUGAUGUUGACAUGGCGGAUGCCGACGCUGCCGCCGUUCCCAAGCGGAAGUCGCGCUCAAGCGUCGGUCAGAGAAAGUCUUACGCCGAACCUGAGAGCAGUGAGGAGGAUGAUCAACCCUUGAGCAAGCGACGCCGCACUUCCGUGAAGCACGAGGACCCCGAAACGGACGAUGAUGUACCUUUGGCGCUCAAUGGAAGAAAGCUUCCCAAGGCGUCGGAAACGGCUAUAGGCGAAGAAUCCGAUUCCGACGUGCCCAUCGAAAGAAAACUCGCCUCUCAGAAGAAGAAGAUCCAGCAGAAGGCAGAGAAGGAUGCGAAAGUGACCCGCAAGCCAGCCCCUCCGAAGACUACGAAGACCGCAGCAACCAAGAGGCAGACCAAUGGCGUGAAAAAAGAGCCCGAGGAUGUGAAGCCUUCGACCGUCAAGAAGACGGCCAAGCCGACCAAGGCCAGUGACAAGGCUGCAUUGUCCUCGCAGGUGAAGCGGGCUGCCUCCAGCGCCAAGUCGACCCCCGUCAAAAAGGAAGAGAGCGAGGAGGCUGAAGACGCCGAUGAAGAAGAGUACAGAUGGUGGGAAGACCCGACCAAGGGUGAUGGUACGAUCAAGUGGACGACACUCGAACACAACGGCGUGGUUUUCCCUCCUCCGUACGAGCCACUCCCCAAGAACGUCAAGAUGAAGUAUGAUGGCAUCCCUGUCACUCUCCAUCCUGAUGCUGAAGAGGUGGCCGGCUUCUUCGGCGGCAUGCUCAAUGCGACUCAGCAUGUUGAGAAUCCCACUUUCCAGAAGAACUUCUUCAUGGAUUUCCGCGAUAUUCUCAAGAAGACCGGUGGCGCAAAGGACCCCAAGGGCAAUAAAGUGGACAUUAAGGACUUUCACAAAUGCGACUUCCAGCCGAUCUUUGCCUACUACGACAAUCAACGUCAAGAGAAGAAGGCUUUGCCUCCGGCUGAGAAGAAGCGUCUGAAGGCUGAGAAGGACGCUCAAGAGGCCCCUUACAUGUUCUGUAUGUGGGACGGACGGAAGCAGAAAGUGGGAAACUUCCGAGUGGAACCGCCUGCUCUCUUCCGUGGACGUGGUGAGCACCCCAAAACUGGCCGCGUGAAGUCUCGCGUUCAGCCGGAGCAAAUCACCAUCAACAUCGGCAAGGAUGCGCCUGUCCCGCCUCCUCCGGAGGGCCACAAGUGGAAAGAGGUCAAACAUGAUCAAGAAGGCACAUGGCUUGCCAUGUGGCAGGAAAACAUUAACGGCAACUACAAGUAUGUCAUGCUCGCGGCCAACUCUGACGUCAAGGGCCAGAGUGAUUACAAGAAAUUCGAGAAGGCUCGUGAAUUGAAGCAUCACAUUGGUCGAAUCCGCAAGGAUUACCAGAAGAACCUCAAGCACGAGCUGAUGGUCGAACGGCAAAAGGCCACGGCAGUGUACCUUAUUGACCAGUUUGCUCUUCGUGCUGGUAACGAGAAGGGUGAAGACGAAGCUGAGACUGUGGGGUGCUGCUCGCUCAAAUACGAGAACGUCACUCUCAAGCCUCCAAAUAAGGUCGUCUUCGAUUUCUUGGGUAAGGACAGUAUUCGCUUCUAUGAUGAGGUCGAGGUCGACGCGCAGGUCUUCAAGAACCUCAAGAUCUUCAAGAAAGCACCCAAGAAGGAGGGCGACGAAAUCUUCGAUCGGCUGACUACUUCCGCCCUCAACAAGCACUUGUCGGCCUACAUGCAAGGUCUGACGGCAAAGGUGUUCCGUACCUACAACGCUUCCCACACUAUGUCUACGCUGUUGAAGGACAUGAAGGCGACGGGUAACAUUGCAGAGAAGGUGAAGGCGUACAAUGACGCCAAUCGCAAGGUCGCCAUUCUCUGCAACCAUAAGCGAACUGUGGCUGCAUCCCAUGCCAAUCAGAUGGAAAAGAUGAGUGAAAGGAUCAAGGGACUACGGUACCAAAGAUGGCGUCUAAAGCAACAGAUGCUCGAUCUCGAGCCUAGCUUGAAGAAGAAGAAGGGCGCCAAGUACUUCGAGAUGGACGAAGAUAUGGACCUCGAAUGGGUGAAGGAGCACCAGGCCUUCCUUGUGGAAGAGCAGCGCCAGAAAAUCCAGAAAAAGUUCGAAAAGGACAAUGAAAAGCUUGCUGCAGAAGGCGAGAAGGAAAUGAAGGCCACUGAGCUGGAGAGCCGUCUCCAGGUAGCGAAGGAUCUGGAGAAAAAGUUCAACAAGGAGAACAAAACCGGAAAGGUGGAAGCCGAAGGCAAGGCCCCGACUGUCGAUAAGAUUGAGGCAGCGAUCACCAAGCUCGAGCAGCGCAUUGAAACGAUGGAGCUUCAAGCUCAGGAUAAGGAAGAGAAUAAGGAGGUCGCUCUGGGAACCUCGAAGAUUAACUACAUCGACCCUCGUCUUACUGUGGUUUUCAGCAAGAAGUUUGAUGUUCCUAUCGAGAAGUUCUUCUCCAAGUCCCUCCGGGAGAAGUUCGAAUGGGCCAUCAAGUCGGUCGACGAGGAUUGGGAAUUUUAA
Messenger RNA from Aspergillus niger, 2655 nucleotides. RefSeq lists its product as uncharacterized. The transcript is spliced from 6 exons. Bases 1 to 2655 code for a protein of 884 amino acids. The record is from RefSeq and is a predicted model, not a curated record. Gene Ontology annotation, cellular component: nucleolus; chromosome. Gene Ontology annotation, biological process: DNA replication; DNA topological change; chromosome segregation. NCBI's taxonomy places the organism in Eukaryota, Fungi, Ascomycota, Eurotiomycetes, Eurotiales, Aspergillaceae. Gene Ontology annotation, molecular function: DNA topoisomerase type I (single strand cut, ATP-independent) activity; DNA binding.